This is a messenger RNA of Crotalus tigris (Tiger rattlesnake), 1803 nucleotides long. Its product is annotated as olfactory receptor 1019-like. Bases 168 to 1118 code for a protein of 316 amino acids. The transcript is spliced from 3 exons. Gene Ontology annotation, biological process: G protein-coupled receptor signaling pathway. NCBI's taxonomy places the organism in Eukaryota, Metazoa, Chordata, Lepidosauria, Squamata, Viperidae. The record is from RefSeq and is a predicted model, not a curated record. Gene Ontology annotation, molecular function: olfactory receptor activity; G protein-coupled receptor activity. Gene Ontology annotation, cellular component: membrane.
CUGACGUUGGGGGUGCAGGACCCAGAUCCUCCACAGCUUCCUUUGCCAGCCUCUGAUUAUUCCAGAUUUCCUGUCUCUAUUUGUCCGUGAUGGUCCUGGAUGCCUCAGUAAGAAGCUAGAAGUUUUCUUAAAGGACUGACUGCAUUUUGGAUCAACACCGUGGUUGCAUGGAGGCCAGGAAUCAUACGCAGGUGGCCGAGUUUGUCUUCCUUGGUUUCUCAGGUGUUCCACACGGCCAAAUCUACCUCUUCGUGGUGUUCCUAGCCAUCUACCUGGUCACCAUAAUUGGGAACACCACCAUCUUCACCCUGAUCCAGCUGGAUUCCCGUCUUCACAGCCCCAUGUACUUUUUCCUCAGCCAUUUGUCCUGCUUAGAUGUUUGUUACUUAUCCGUCACGGUCCCUAAGAUCCUGAUCAAUUUCUCCCACCAGAGGAACACCAUUUCGUACAACCAGUGCCUGGCUCAGAUGUUCUUCUUGAUGACGUUUGCAGGAUCCGAAUGUGCCCUUUUGGCCGUUAUGGCCUUUGAUCGCUACGCGGCCAUAUGCCAACCAUUGCAUUACAAUACUUUGAUGAGCAGUCAGGUCCGCGUUCCUCUGGCUGUUGCUUCUUGGAUCUGGGGCUUCCUUGAUUCAUCACUCCACACAGCACUGGCUACCAAUUUGGACUUCUGUGGGGCCAACCUCAUUGACCAUAUCUUCUGUGACGUGCCCCCCCUGCUGAAAAUUGCCUGCAGUGAUACCUACGUCAACGAGCUCACUCUGCACUUGGCCAGCAUCUUCAUGGGCUUGAGUCCUUUCUUGUUUAUUCUCUUUUCUUAUACUUUUAUCGUCUCUGCCAUCCUGAAGAUCCGUUCUGAUACCGGCAGAAGCAAAGCCUUCUCCACCUGUGCUGCCCACUUGGUUGUGGUCACGAUCUACUUUGGCAUGGCCAAUGUGAAUUACAACCGUCCCAGCGCGGGCUACUCGCUGGGGGUGGAUACCUUAAUCUCCACCCUCUAUUGCAUCCUCACCCCCAUGCUGAACCCCCUAAUCUACAGCCUCCGGAACAAGGAAGUGAAGGAUGCCCUACAAAAGCUGCUGAGUGGCCUGAAGGCCAAUUAUGCCUCAUCAAAAUGACCAAUGGAAUUGGAUAGGACAGCUUUUCUCUCUCCUGGCCUUCCCGAUAGGAAGAUGCAGAAGCUCAGAGGAUCUCCCAGAGAACCUACUCAGUAGGAACUUUCCAACCGGUUCUCCAAUGACAUCGAGAGAGUCCCAUCUUUUGACAAACGGGCUCAGGAUUUCCCAGGUCUUCCAAGAAGGCAACUUGACUUUCUGGUUUUCUUAAAAAGGUUUUGCUUCUCAUCCAAGAGGUUUCUUCACUUCGGUUCUUCGGAAUGGAAGAAGCUCCUUGGAUGAGAAGCAAAACAUUUUCAAGGAAAAAAACAAAACCCAAAGGAGCCCAGCUGUCUUUUGGAAAAGUACCUGUGGGACAACCAUGACACUGGAUGAUUGGGAAUCUCCAUAGACACUGAGCUCCGGGGUUUAUGUCCAGAACGAUGAUCAGAGGAAAAUGUUGACCAGAGCUGAAGCUGGUAAAGACCUUGUUGUGGUGGAAUGUAGUCUGGAGUCCCAGGACGGAGGGUCUUCUCCCCAGAGGGCCAAGACACCGAGGAGCCUUGGGCAAGCAGGAAGAGAGCAGAUUGGACCCCCCCCCCUUAGCAAUUCAGAGAAUAUAUCAAUAGUUAUUGUAGAUAUUUUUGUGUGUGAGAGGGAUGGGAGGGAAGGAAGGAGUAGGGAGGAAGUAGGAUGGUUAGAGGAGAAG